This is a messenger RNA of Scleropages formosus (Asian bonytongue), 1693 nucleotides long. It is a transcript of the gene ocstamp, whose product is annotated as osteoclast stimulatory transmembrane protein. Gene Ontology annotation, cellular component: membrane. Bases 108 to 1532 code for a protein of 474 amino acids. NCBI's taxonomy places the organism in Eukaryota, Metazoa, Chordata, Actinopteri, Osteoglossiformes, Osteoglossidae. The record is from RefSeq and is a predicted model, not a curated record. The transcript has 3 exons.
AGGCACGAUACUGUGACUGUGACUGUAGAUGAUGAGUACGUACUGCUGAGUUCUCCUUUCCAGCCGCAGGAGGCAGAUUCCACCAGAUUCCACCAGAUUCCAAAAAAAUGAGGAGGAUCACGGAGCACGGCAGCUUGGCUCCCGGGUUCAGGUCGGGCCUCUGGGAGAGAAGCAGAGCUGCGGUGCGGUACCUAUGGGGUAUUUAUACAAAGCCCACGCCAGAUGCUGCCAGGGAGGUACUGGCACUGAUGUUGCUCUGCUUCAUCAUAUCGCUGGUGUCCAGCGGCUUCCUCUACAACUGGAUGGCCGACACCCUGAGCUACGGUCAAGCCACCUCUGCAGCCGUGGCUGGCUUCUGCGGCCCGAUAGUCUUCCUCCUCCUUUUACUCGUUCACCCGGCACGAUGCUUGUUCACCUUGGCUCUGCCCACGCUGGGUACGAAGCAGGGCCGCAAGCUGGUGCUCUCCUCUGCUAUGAUGCUCCUGUUGCUCAACGUUGUCCCCAACAUCACUGCCAAUGUGGGCGUCCUGUCACACAUGCUCAAGUGCACGUCCGAGAGCCUGGUCCAAGGGCUGAUCGACUUCUCCGACGUGAUGAACAGGGCCAAGGCAGAUGUCAUCGGGGAGGCGAUCAAAGUGCAGAAGGCGGAGCCGCAAUUUGUGCGCAGCCUGACGGAGUUCCAUCAUUUCACUCACAUCAACGUGACUGAGAUCAAGGACAGGGUCAGCAGCGUGAGCAAGAACAUCGAAAGAGACUUCUCCAACACCAGCCGCAUUCUGAGGCACAUUCAGUCGGUUGCCAACAGGCUUCUGGCUGCAUUCUUUGUCAUUUGUCUGCUUUUUGAAUCCGCCAGAUACCUGAAGUCAUAUCUAACAAAUGUCAAGUUUGACAAUACGUGCAUCUCCGGGACACUGCUCAGUAUGGCCUGUGACAAAGGACUUGAAAUAUCCCCCGGCAACAUGAGAAACCUGAACCGUUCUACAAGCUGCGGUAUAUCUCGGCAAGAAUUCCUAAGGUGCAUGCCUCGGAUUGUAGCCGUCACUUUGUAUUUAGUUGUUACCGUAUUAUUUAUUGUCUUGGAUUAUAUGGUGUACCACCUAAUUAGUGCCAGUAAACCCUGGGUUUUGGACAUCCCACCAGCUAACAUCUCCAUCAGCGUGGAGUACAAGGUUGAGGUUUACAUUCCAUUAUAUUGUAUCUUCAACGAGAACUGUGGAGAGAGCUCCGUGGUGGAUUUUCGGAGGACGUACCACGGGAGUCUCAGCGCCAGGCCCGAGCGGUGUGCUGCGGAUCUGUACGAACCGCAUCAACGAGUGGUCUUCUUGCUGGGCUUCCUGUACCUGGUGGCCUACAGCAUGGUGUUCCUCGAGGUGUACGCCAUGCGGAGCCGCCGGGCCGUGGCCUCCUCCUUCUUCAAGUGGCAGGAAGAGAAAAGAGUCGCGUUUCUCUGCCAGAAGGUUCUAGCCAAGGAAGAAAAGAAGAGUGGUAUCUUCUUCAUCAAGGCCACUCAUGGUGUCAACAAGCUGGAAUAAACCUGCAGCACCUGCAACAAGCAGUAGAACUUGCCAUGUAUUUACAGAGAUGGGAAACCAGUUUUUUUCCUGGCCAUUUCAGCAUUUUGUCAAGCUGAACUAGAAAUGUUCACACCAUUAUAAAAAAAGCUAAAUACGUUCAUUUCAGAAUCCUAAGUACA